Corythoichthys intestinalis (scribbled pipefish) is the source of this 3388-nucleotide messenger RNA. It is a transcript of the gene gtpbp2a, whose product is annotated as GTP binding protein 2a. The transcript has 12 exons. NCBI's taxonomy places the organism in Eukaryota, Metazoa, Chordata, Actinopteri, Syngnathiformes, Syngnathidae. The record is from RefSeq and is a predicted model, not a curated record. The coding region runs from base 249 to 2087 and encodes 612 amino acids. Gene Ontology annotation, biological process: translational elongation. Gene Ontology annotation, molecular function: GTP binding; GTPase activity; translation elongation factor activity.
GUGAUGUCACACAGUGUGACGUGUAUCCUCGGAAAACUCAAAACCACCACCUCUACACCGUUGUUAUUGUUGCUUAUUUGGACUUUUAGGGUUACACUUAUUCGGGGAGGGGGGAUUAUAAACUCCCGCUUGACCGAAAACAACCCCCCUUUCAGGUAGAAAGUGUCCCAUUAGGGUAAGACAACUUCCCGGUGCUUUAAGAGGUCCCCCCCCCCGCCCCGGUCCGCUGUCUCCUUGCCAAGCAGCUUAUGGAUGCGCGGGUUUCUGAGUUGUUUGCCUUAGAAAAUGGACACGACUGCGGCUGCUCUAGGACUGAAGUGAACCCGGGGAAUGGUUACGGACAGAACCCCGCAACCAAAAGAAAGAAGAAAAGACCAAUCGCGCGUCACUUUCGCAGUUUUAAACCGAGCCACAACACCACCACAUAUCUUCCUCCAGAGGUAGAAGAAGGUAACAUAGAGUAUAAGCUGAAGCUGGUGGACCCUACACAAAGCCGUUUUGAGCACCUCGUAACACAAAUGAAAUGGCGGCUUCAGGAGGGUCGCGGCGAAGCUGUCUAUCAGAUUGGGGUUGAGGAUAAUGGUAUGUUAGUGGGACUGUCAGAGCAGGACAUGAAGGCGUCUCUCACCACCCUCCAUAAGAUGGCUGAGAAAGUCGGUGCUGAUAUCACCAUCCUUCGGCAUGCACAGGUGGACUACGACUCUGAUAAGCCUCUUACCAUUGCUGAAGUCUUAAUCCGUAAAGUGCCAGAUGACCAGCAGUUCCUGGACCUGCGAGUCGCCGUACUCGGUAAUGUGGACUCGGGCAAAUCGACUCUGCUAGGUGUUUUGACUCAAGGUGAACUGGAUAAUGGACGGGGAAGAGCGAGACUCAACCUUUUCAGGCACCUUCAUGAAAUCCAGACUGGCCGAACGUCGAGCAUCAGCUUUGAAAUCCUUGGUUUCAACAGUAAAGGGGAGGUUGUGAACUACAGCGAGUCUCGGACAGCAGAGGAAAUUUGCGAAAGCGCCUCAAAAAUGAUCACUUUCAUAGAUCUGGCAGGCCACCACAAAUACUUGAAGACCACCAUCUUUGGAUUAACCAGCUACUGCCCUGAUUUCGCCAUGCUUGUUGUCGGAGCAAAUACUGGCAUCGUUGGCACGACGCGAGAGCACCUGGGCCUGGCCAUGGCCCUGAAGGUGCCCAUCUUCAUCGUUAUCAGCAAAGUGGACUUGUGCACGCGGGCCACUGUGGACCGAACGGUGCGGCAGCUGGAGCGACUCCUCAAGCAGCCGGGAUGCAACAAGGUGCCCAUGGUUGUGGCCAACACAGAUGAUGCUGUCGCCGCCGCGCAGCAGUUUGCCCAGUCGCCCAACAUUACACCAGUCUUUACUGCAUCCAGCGUGUCCGGAGAGAACCUGGACCUGCUUAAGGUCUUCUUCAACAUCAUUCCUCCGCUUAGCAACAGCAAGCAACAGGAAGAGCUCAUGCAGCAGCUCACUGAGUUUCAGGUGGAUGAGAUCUACACGGUCCCAGAAGUGGGAACUGUGGUGGGUGGUACAUUGUAUAGUGGUAUUUGCCGCGAGGGAGACAAUCUGGUGGUUGGGCCCACAGAAUUGGGCCGCUUCCAUAAAUUGACUGUUGGGAGCAUCCAGCGGAACCGUUCUGCUUGCAGGGUGCUCCGAGCCGGACAGGCUGCCACUCUGGCGCUGGGCAACUUUGACCGCACGUUGCUGCGAAAGGGAAUGGUGAUGGUGAGUCCAGAGAUGGACCCAACCAUUUGCUGGAUAUUUGAGGCUGAGAUUGUGCUGCUCUUCCACUCCAAAACCUUCCACAAGGGCUUCCAGGUGACCGUGCACAUAGGCAACGUUAGACAGACCGCCACGGUGGAGGCUGUCUAUGGCAAGGAAGAGCUGAGGACCGGGGAGAAGGCAGGCGUCCAGUUCAAAUUCCUCAAACAUCCCGAGUACCUGAAGAUGGGGGCCAAGGUGCUCUUCAGGGAGGGCGUCACCAAGGGCGUUGGCCACAUUACCAAGCUGCAUCCCAUCGCGCGCUAUCGCCAUGACCCGGAAAGCGACGAAGAUGACGACGACGAUGACGACGACUAGAAAUUCAGCAUGCUCACGUCCCUUAAAAACAAGUGCAGUUUUACUUUUUUUUUUAUAAUGGACAAGCUUCUACCAAAGGCCAGUCUACACUCUUUUCCUCACCUGUGUAACUUCAAGAUGCUCGUGAAGCUAAUAGAAUAUAGUCUGACUGACACACACACGUUCACCAGAUCAUCGUAAAAUCAAAUAACUUGUUCACACUUAGCGCUGAAUGAUUAAUGUGGAGGAACAAUGAGUUAGGUGGAAAAAACAUAAGCAACGUGGAAACUGAUAACAGCAUAAGAAAUCAUAUACUAGACAUACACAGCUUCCAAAAUAUUAUGAUUUCAGUAAAAUUUUAUGUCCGUGAACUAAAAAAAACUUGGAGAGAACCCAACAUUAACAUUUCCAUAUGAGUGCUUUUAGGAGUUAUAACUGGCACUGAACCUGAAACUCACCCCCAGGAGUGAAUGGGGUCAAAUUUACACCUCAGUUAAACCCUGGCACACACUUAGGGGUCAGUGUUAAAACAUACGCAGCAGCAAACAUUUUAACAGAUGGCGUAUACAUCACUGAUGUUACUGUGAAACAUAAAUGCAUACGGCGACUUUUCUUGUCCUAGCUGACUGAUCAGACUGAAGACUGUUGAGGGGGCGCAUGUAGAUCACAGUAUGAGGACAAGGGUUGUAGUGAGGAUAUGGUAAUAACAUAAGAAGUAGCCCACUAAGACAGGCCUUGCAGUGAUAAUGAAUGUUUUACUAUCUAAGCCUCGCUUAGAAGAAAAAAUUAAAACCAUUGGUGACCUAAAUAUGAAGUUUGUUUGAAUUCCAAGCCAUGUUUUCAAGGUAUUUGCUACAGGAUCUUGAAGUUACUGAUGUCACACACACAUACAUAAACAGUGCCUGAUGGAAGUGCCUUCCAACAUAACACGAGUCAUUCAUACUCUUAAAAAAAUAAAAAACCUCAAAGUUGGUGCUACCAAAUGCAAAUAUAUGUAUCAAAACAUAAGACUUAAGUACUGCUCCAAACCAAGACUGCUGUGGGCCUUAUAAUAACUUUUUGACGGUCUUAACUUUGUAACCGCCGCACUGUCACAUUCAUUUCACACAUUCACACCCCACUAUCAUUGUGUUGUUUGUAAAGUACAUAUUUCAGCUAUCGUAUCUGCUUUUACAUUUUUUUCCUCAGGUGUUUUUCUAGUAGUUUUUACAAUUUGCAAUCAAACUUUUUCGAGCUUUCUGAUUUGUUUAUCACUGUUAUGAAUGAAAAUAUGUACAGAUCCAAUUGUUGUAUUGUGUUUGUGAGUAAAUCUUUAUCCUGUU